Molecule: messenger RNA, 2292 nt
Organism: Cyanistes caeruleus (blue tit)
Lineage: Eukaryota; Metazoa; Chordata; Aves; Passeriformes; Paridae
Source: RefSeq, a predicted model, not a curated record
UGCCCCAGGCACAGGCCUCUCCCUGACCGUGUCCCAGUCCCGGCUGGGUGAUGUGCAGCGGAGCCCUCCAGCGCAGACCGGCACUGGACCCCUGAUCCAGCAUGUGGGCUCUGCCUGGCUCCGGUAGCUCGCUCCAGCAGCACACAGCCGGGUGUUGUAGCUGAGCUUCCUGGGGAAAGCUGCCUUUCCUGAGCACUCCUGUCCAUAUUCCUGCCAUGCCUGUCUGAGAGUCCAGAAACCACUGUUUUGUCCUAUAUGCGGCUUUACAAGGAAAAGGUGAGCUGUAUCUCAUACUUGCUGUGUUAGGGGUUUACAGCACUGUCCUUGAGUACAGCCAGUACAAAAGCACAUUUUAAUGGUUGUAUUGCCAUAUCACCAGCACUGUGACACACAGGAACACAGAUCUCUUGCCAUAGCAUGCCUCAUCUACCUCUCCCCAGCUCCUGCUCCCCUCUGUCUCUGCAGACACAUCUGCUGCCAUGGUGAAUGAGAAGCACAAUGGCACCCUGCUUGUGCAGCUGGGGCCCAAACUGCAGGCCUACCCAGAGGAGCUGCUCCGGCAGCGGCGAGGCCACGACGGCCGGCCGGAAUACCUGGUCCAGUGGAGCAUUGUCAGCAUGGAAGAGAGAGCAGCGGGAGGCAGCAGUGCCUCCUGUGCAGAGACCAAGCCAGAGCACAUCUCCAUGUGGAUGUCUGCAGAAGAGGUCUGCGCCAGCUGCCCGGCGCUGCUGGGCCGGAGGAGGCCGGAAGGGCCGUGGCUGAAAGAGGAGAAGGCGCCCGGUCCGUUGGCCGCGGACGUGGCGCUGGACGAGGCCUCGCUGCUGGAGAUGAAGGCCGAUGUCAGGAGCCUGGUGCAGCGAGCCGGGCGCCAGGUGGCCGAGGCCGGGACGCCCGAGCGCUCCAUCCUGAGCACGGUGCACGUGCUGGGCGCCUACGCCAGCAUCGGCUCCCUGGCGGGCGCCUUCAGGGAGACGGGAGCCCUGGACCUGCUGAUGAGGAUGCUGUGCCACAAGGAGAAGCAGAUCCGCCGCAGUGCCGGCGAGAUGCUGCGCGCUCUGGGUGCCCACGAUGCAGGGAGCCGGGCCUAUGUCCUGCUGUCCCUGAGCCAGCAGGAUGGCAUUGAGCAGCAGGUGGACUUUGACAGUCGCUGCACCUUGCUGGAGCUGUUUGCUGAGAUCACGUCCUCUGCAGAGCACUGCAUGUCCUUCGAGGGGAUUCACCUCCCGCAGAUCCCUGGGAAGCAGCUGUUUGUCCUGGUGAAGCGCUACCUGUGUGUGACUUCUCUCCUGGACAAGCUGAGCAGUGGCGUGGAGCAGGGAGAGGAGCAGCAGGGCUGUGCUGUGCCCAGCCCUGUCCCUGAGGAGAGGAGCCGUGUGAAGCAGGAGUUUGAGUUCAGCAUGGCCAUGGCAAGCCUCAUCUCGGAGCUGGUGCACGUGAUGGGCUGGAGCCACAGCCACGAGGCAGAGCCACUGCCCCAACGGGACCUGCAGCCUCGCCCCGCCCGCUCCAUCUUCCAGCACAAGGCCUCAGCCAGCUCUGCUGUCCAAAAGCCUGUGUUGCCAUCAAAUCCUGGAACUCACAAAAAGCAGGGCCGUACAUUCCUGACUGCAUCAGACUUCGCAGACAGCAGUGACUACGUGGAGUACUUGCAGGCAAACCUGGUGCGUGGCAUGCGGGUGCGCUUGCUGGAGGACUGUGGUGCCGUUAGAGCUGGGGAGGAAGGCGAGGUUCUCCAGAGCACGAACAGCAUGCACACAGUACAGGUUUUAUGGCAGUCGACAGGUCGGACCUACUGGAUGCGUUGGCAGAUACUGGAGAUUAUUGGCUUUGGGGACCAGUGGGAAGAUCCUGCUGCUCAGAAAAAGGAAUAUAGUGUGAGAAAGAGCCUUAAUCUAGACACAGCAGUUCCACAGCCAUUGCUGUGCAAGCCCUUGGGGGGGCUUUACUCCCUGCCUUACCUGGGGCAGCGGCUGCCCAAGGCUGCAGAGACGCUGAGCCGUGCCGAAUGGUGGGAGCUGCUCUUCUUUGUGAGGAAGCUGGAAGCACAGGAGCAGAAGGAGAUCACCUGUCUCAUCCAGCAGCACCAGGGAGAGCAGGUAGGGGCCAGUGCCUGCAGCAGGAAAGUGGAGGGAGGAGCAAGGAGAACAGCAGGGAAGGGACCAGGCCCAGAGGAGGUGGCAAGUGCGAGCUGUGCAGGGACAGCCUGAAUGGGGCAGAAAUGGGAGGGUGAGUGGGGAUGGGUGAAAGCCGAGGGAGCUUGGCCCAGCAGAGCAGUGAGUGGAGAUGAGAGGA